UAGAACAACAAGAUGGCGGCUGUCAUGAUUGCAGAGCAACCAAAAAAAUUAUCAAGUUACAGGUCAUAAAUCGCCACAAAACAUUCGAAGCAACAGGGAGAAAAUAAAACUGAGACAACCCUGAUAAAGAUGAGUUCUGUCGUAAACCACUGGACUCAAAACCUUGAGGAAUUCCGUCGCUCUCCGGGGACUUUUCUGGCGGCAAGAAACAUCACUGCACACAGUUUCGUAUUAGACAUCCUCGAGGUUCUUUGUCGUGAAAACCUUCCUGAAAACUUGAAGCUUAAGCUGCUAUUCUUACUUCAAGAAAAGGUCUCAACUCUUCUUCUUGAUUUAACAAGUGCAGAAUGUGCCGUGGGUUCACUGAAGGAAAUGUUCAUUCAUCCAUAUCAAAACAUGCUUCAGGCCUCAAGUGUCUCAAAUACCCCAAGGUCAGAAUCUUUGGUUAGUUCAAGAAAUGAUACAACUGCUCACUCCUCUGCUCAUUCAUCACAGAUUUACCUCAGUCAGAUUUUGGUCACUGGAACAGUCAUCCUGAUUUCUAAGGAAAUGGUGGAAACAAGUCAAGACGUUUUUGUGGAUUUUGUUGGAGUCUUGGCCGAUAUCAUUGAAAUGGCAAACAAUCCUUGUAAUUUACUUGUGAGAAGAACAGCAUGUGAAUGUCUUUGGGAAUUGGAGAUGUCAUACCCAGGCCUUCUCCAUGCAAAGCUGGAUCAUCUGUAUGCCAUAUGUGGUGCUGAGAACAGUCCUGUCUUCCAGAGCUACACGGUUUUGUUUGUUACUGUACUACGACAUGCCAUAGAACUUUUACUUCAAGAGUCUGGUACUAAAUUGGAUGACAAUUGUCUGAAUAAUUUACUCACAAGUCGCACAGAACCACUGAAGCCUCUUUACCUACCCAAACAAGCCGCAAAUCAAUUUUUACAAGUGCCCAUUCAGACUGGAGCUUUCAGCUCCAGCCCCUUGACCUUGCCAGCAAAUGUGGACACUAGAGAAUUAAAACGAGCGAUUUCCUUCUUGAUGGACAACAUUGGUUUUGUCAACACUACGGGGCUUUUCCAUGUCAUGUUUCAACUCAUGCAAUGUGUGAAACUUGCAGAACUUGCACCAAAUACCUUUAAGUCACAGUUUAUCACCUGGGUUUCCACCACUGAUCUGUCUGUGUUUCACGUGUUGCUGCUUUUAAAGCUUAAGUUUUUAGGGGAUUUGUUUCUUGAAGGAGAUGAACUUCUUCUGCUUCAAAGAAUGUUGUUGAUAUCAAGUCAACCUACUCUGCCACAAGGACAGCGACUGUUGUGUUUUGAAUGGCUCAUGUACUUUCCUACUAACGAGAAUGCUCCUGAGUUGCAGCCAAGUGUUCCUCACUGCUUGGAUUAUUCACAGUUCAACUUCUUUUACCCAUCUGUGUUUGAUUCUUUAGAUGUUACAGUUGAUAAACUUAAAGUCUUGUGCCUAUGUUUGGACCAUGAAACUUUAAACUCACCAGAUUCUGUAGGUGUUCCUUUGAUGCAGUGCCUCGCUCCACUCCUUAAGCGAGUCCAGGAAGGCACUGGAGGGAAGACGGUAGUGGCGCUGUUCAGAAGUAUAUUUUGGUAUUACAAGCAUCACUGGGACUCAGAACUUGAAAGAGAAAUUUAUAGGCUGGUGUUAUCUAUAGUGACAGAUCACCCACAGUUUAUACCGCACACAGUGGAUUUACUGAACUCUGUGUCUACAGUUACUCCACAAAGUACAUUUCCUAGUGACCUACUGAGAUCCCUCAGUGAACAUGUAGUGUCGCAGCCAGUGGAGUCCAUUCUACCAAACCUGACACAUCAUCUCAAAUUACUGUCUCUUGCUAUGAGGGGCAGUGAUAUACCACCUACACCCACAAUCCGCUUCUUAGUUCAAAUCCUUGAGAAAUCCGACAUCGCUCGCAAUGGUAACUGGACUGUUGGAAAUUGUGUACUAGCGGUGUGUUACAGUGUUUUGUUACAUCAUCAUUCAAGCGCUACAAUCACAGAACUUGGCAAUUUAUUACUGUUUGUCUGCGCAACUUAUCGGGACAUCGACAUUAGGGAUCGUGCCAGGUUUUACUACUGUCUCCUGACCAACGUAUCCAGUAAAAAGUGUUCCAAGAUACUGGCCUCAGAGACAUCCAAGCAGGGCCUUCCCCAUGUCAUCGCUGAUGACAUCACAACCAGUACAUUUCCAGUCCCCCCGCCUGUAAAACACGUCAGCCCUCCGUUUCUCAAGCUAACAAGGGUUCCCCAAGCAAAAUGUGAAGGUUCUCUGAGUGAUUUGAAGUCUUCAGCACUUGACGAGGUUAAGGAGUACACCAAAACUAGAGGUCUCUUGGAACAAUACCUCAAGAUGCUUGAUGGAACAACUUACAGUAAAGAAAUACCCAUUACUUACUACAUCCACUUCACGGAGACGCCAUCUUUGACAAUGCCGUCGAUUAUUUAUGCCCUGGUCCUGAAAUUUCAUUCAGAAAGAAGAUAUGAGAAACUCGAAGAUGUUCACAUUUCGUAUUUAUCGGCUGCCAAGUCUACAACUCCAUCCGAAGGUUGUUGUCAGAUAACCGUCAAUUUCUGUCCUCUUGAUCCAAUUCCCGCAGUGUUUCAAGUUAGGUGAGAAUCUUAAAACAUUUUAUUUCAUUCCAUUUCAACACGAGAGUUUCUUAGAUUUUAAGAUGACAUAAGUUCAUAAAGAACUAUGUGUAAUACCUUGGUAGCGCUUAUAUUUUCCAUGUGGUACGGCUGCCUUAAAUUGUAAAAAUCUACGUAUUUGGUAAUGACAUUUCAAUCACCCAUUUUUAAUAAUUCUUAACAUUGUUUCUCUGAC
Molecule: messenger RNA, 2826 nt
Organism: Orbicella faveolata
Lineage: Eukaryota; Metazoa; Cnidaria; Anthozoa; Scleractinia; Merulinidae
Product: AP-5 complex subunit beta-1-like
Biological process (GO): endosomal transport
Cellular component (GO): lysosomal membrane; AP-type membrane coat adaptor complex
Source: RefSeq, a predicted model, not a curated record